CAAAAGUCAUCGUUGACGACUCGCCGUCGCUUCACGCAGCUCAGCAGAAAUAGUUGACAAAUGUCUGUGCUACGAACAUCACGAUGUUGACCAAAUUAGUAUUGUUAUCACUAGUGCUGACGAAGUUCUGCUGCCAAUCGGUAAGUGUAUCAAAGGCUAAUCAAAUCGCAAACCCUACCGAUAUGCGCUCUAAGAAGGCAGCCGAAAACUUGCUAGUAGUGCCGAACCAAUUGGACCCUAUCAACCACGAUAACCGGAGGUCACAUGCGCGGCUAAAGCGUGCCAGCUCAACGGCUUCUGCGGGCCAACGUUCGCCACUAAUCGAAAUUAUGCUGCGUAUUUUGGACACUAUACAACUGGUUCCCAAAAGACGGUCAAGGAGAAUGACCGAUACAACAGGCCAGCCGUUAGAGGCGAUGAUGAUGGUGCCAGAUUCAUCCUCACCAACCAAGUUCUCACUAUUCGGUGACAGCCAACAGCCGUUACUGCAAUCAUCACUCGAGCAGACACUAGACGCCGAGGAGCCUCCACCAGCAACGACAAUUGCACACGCAUGCUCGGAAAAUGUAUCCUGUGAAUGCCACCACGAUGACGGUGGCGAAAGCUCGCAGGAGGAACCGGAUGAGAAGAUCUACGACCUGCUAUUGAAGGUACUACAGGUUUUCGAUGACCAAGCUCAAAGAGAUACUGACCGAGCACGGAGGUUGCUUGAUCUACGCCAGUUCAGUGGAAUGAUUACCGGGCCUCCGAAUGAUGACAGGAACAACGAUGACGGGCCGACGACAAAGAACCUGUUCCUCUAAUGAGCAAUGGGAAUUUUAACACUUUUGGACCAUUGAGGACGCCAUUUUACAGUUUUUUAUAGGAAGUUUUAUUAGUUAUUCAAUUUAGUUAGCAUUCUAAAAUAAUUUUUGAAAUGGUAAUAAAUUUAUUUCAGUUGACAUAAUUCGUUAAUUUUACUAAAAGAUUAGAACACUCUUAUUAUGUCCAUUCCUACUUUUUAUUAAAUUAUUUGAGUUUUCAGUUUUUCGUAUUAAAUAGAUGCUAUUAGUUCCAAGUUUACUAUACGAAACAACAUAUAAUUAUUGAGGAGUACUGUCAAUAGAAUGAAAAUGUACCAACAUAUAAAAAGUAACAUUCAACAUGGAUGGAGGAGCUAUGCAACAGAAUUCUUACCAAACUCUGCUAUUACAUUUAAGGCUAAUAUUGAAGUUCUUUUUAUUAUGAAUAAUAUUAUGAAAAUUGUUCUGUUAAAUGCUAAAAAAUUAAUGACAACGGUAGUUUUAUUAGAAGGAGAAACUUCAGGCGUGCUUUGAUACACAAAUUUCGCAGCCACAUUUACUGCCACUUCAGCCACUUUUUACUGAAAUCCAAGUGGUGAUCCGUGGACAAUUUCAAACCAAACCAAUGUCGAUGAACUUUAAGUAUGUCAAUAGCGAUGAGUUCAUUUCGCAAAUAUUUGAUAAGGGAAUUGUGAACUGUUGAAGCGGUAGAAUCACUUGUGUGUUAUGGGAUUUGCGGAAGCAACGUUAGGCCAGAUCUGGGGUGAAAUAAGUUCCCAUCAUACAGUCAUCCUAUGCGAUAGAGUUGGUUUCCAGUUCGCAACUGGCGAGCUUGAAAUAAAACGCUAGAGAAAAUUAUUUAUGAAGAGUAUACCGCUUUCAUAGCUCAACAAACAGUUCUCUCUACUUUCAAAUUCUCACAGUUUCCCUAAAACGAAGUAGCUAUUACAAAUUCCAUACGGUAAACCAGGGUGACAUUGAUCACUUUUCGAAGUAAUCAUUACAUAUUUUUAGACACACCACAUUUUUUCAAGUUUAAUAUUUUUAAACCAUGUAACUGAUGUAUGAAGAACAGGAUGGCUUUAUCUCAAAUUAUCAGCCUACUACUAUUUUUUCAAAAAUAAUUUAGAUUUGAAGUCCGGUUACGUACUUCGGGGUGACUUUGAUAACUUGCAUGUUCACCCACAUUAAAUUCCUGAUGCCAAUGUUUUUCGUUCAAAUGUUUGUUUAAACUAAUUCUGAAAAGAUACCCAUUGUUAA
Molecule: messenger RNA, 2042 nt
Organism: Topomyia yanbarensis
Lineage: Eukaryota; Metazoa; Arthropoda; Insecta; Diptera; Culicidae
Exons: 3
Coding region: 84-803 (239 amino acids)
Source: RefSeq, a predicted model, not a curated record